AUGGGUUAUGCUUCUCAAACUGAUGCGAUCUGCAUCAAGUUUACCGAGCUAGGCCUCACGGCCAAUGCACUCGAUGUUGUGGAUGAAGGCAUUCCAUCCUUGCACCAAGGCCUUUCCGUCUCGAACACGGUUGCCGUUGUGCCACCGAUGCUUGAAUAA
Molecule: messenger RNA, 159 nt
Organism: Peronospora matthiolae
Lineage: Eukaryota; Oomycota; Peronosporomycetes; Peronosporales; Peronosporaceae
Source: the annotation of a GenBank genome assembly